AUGCUAUCGAAAGCUAAACCUAAUCAGAUCGGGCUUCUUAAAAAGCCAGAUGUUCAAGACAAGUACUUCACUCAUUUAGAUAUGAAGAUUGCAAUUCUUUUAUCCGUCUUUGUAGCAGUGGUUGUAGCAAGACCCGAAGAAGAUUUAUACAGCAAAUAUGAGUACUUUGACGUUAAAGAAGUUAUAACAAACCAACGACUGCUUAAAGCAUAUUCGCAUUGUUUCCUAGGUAAAGAGAAAUGUACGUCAGAAGGAAAGGAUUUUAAAAAAUUGAUACCAGAGGCGGUACGAACCGAAUGCGUUAAAUGUUCAGAAAAACAGAAGUCGCUACUUGCCCAAGUAAUUAAAGCCGUUGUAGAGCAACUGCCUGUUGAAUGGGAAGAAUUGUCUAAAGAAUACAACCCUAAUGGAGUUUACACGGUAUCACUCAAUCAGUUCCUGGAAAAAUACGCAAACAAUUGA
Parnassius apollo (apollo) is the source of this 462-nucleotide messenger RNA. Lineage: Eukaryota; Metazoa; Arthropoda; Insecta; Lepidoptera; Papilionidae. The record is from the annotation of a GenBank genome assembly.